GUUUCUAUGAAAACAGUUAAGAUAUGUCAAUGGAAUACCUUAGCUGAUACACUAUCAGGGGCUUUUCCACAAGUCAAUAAAUAAUUCCUAUCUUGGAAUCAUAGAUCCUAAUUAAUAUCCUAAUAUAUAAAAAACAAUAAUUGUGAUAUAUAUUGUUUUGAAGAGGUUGAUCAUCCAGAAUUUUUUGAAACAAUACUUUAAGAUCAUCAUUUCAUUUUUUAAAAAAAAUAACAUAAUAAUGAUGGUAUCCUAAUUGCUUACAAAAAAACCUUCAAAUUAUAAUCAGUUAACAUUAUACCUUAUUUAGAAAACAAUAAAGUUUCAAAUCAAUUCUUUAUUAAAGUUGACUUUCUAGAUUUUAUAUUAAUAGCCACUCAUCUUAAAGCUAAAACAGAGUUUGAGAAUAUAAGAAGAACUCAAUUAGAAUAAUUGAACAAAUACUUAUAAGAAAACAAGAUAAUUUUAUGUGGUGAUUUUAAUACAUAACCGCAAUUAGAAGCAGUAUCUAAUUUUAUGGAAAUAUCCGGAAUGAAAUGUACUAAUAUAACAAUUCCUACAACUUCUAAAAAUAGAGGAAAAUUAGAAACAAACAUAAAAGAUUAUAUUUUCUAUAAAGGAGUUCAAUUAAAAUAAAGUUAAGUGGGUCCAACAGAAGGAGUUUAAUUAGAUGAAAAUGGAUUACCUAGUGAAAAAUUCCCUUCAGAUCAUAUAUUUUUAAUAGGAGAAUUUGAUAUUUGAAUAGGAUUAAUUCGAUAUAGAUUAAAU
Molecule: messenger RNA, 765 nt
Organism: Paramecium sonneborni
Lineage: Eukaryota; Ciliophora; Oligohymenophorea; Peniculida; Parameciidae
Source: the annotation of a GenBank genome assembly